Pipistrellus nathusii (Nathusius's pipistrelle) is the source of this 1596-nucleotide messenger RNA. NCBI's taxonomy places the organism in Eukaryota, Metazoa, Chordata, Mammalia, Chiroptera, Vespertilionidae. The record is from the annotation of a GenBank genome assembly.
AUGCUACCUGCUGUGUUGUGCUGCCUACUGUGGAGUUUCCAGACCUCCGAAGGCCAAUUCCCUCGAGCCUGUGUGUCCUCCGAGAAGCUGAUAGAGAAGGAAUGCUGCCCACCAUGGAGAGGUGAUGGGAGUCCCUGUGGUCAGCUUUCCGGCAGGGGAUCCUGUCAGGACGUUGUUCUGUCCAAUGCAACACAUGGGCCUCAAUUCCCCUUCACGGGGGUGGAUGACCGGGAGUCUUGGCCCUCUGUCUUCUAUAACAGGACCUGCCAGUGCUUUGGCAACUUCAUGGGAUUCAACUGUGGAAAGUGCAAGUAUGGCUUUUGGGGACCAACAUGCACAGAGAGACGACUCUUGGUGAGAAGGAACAUCUUUGAUUUGAGUGUUCCAGAGAAGAACAAAUUUAUUGCUUACAUCAAUUUAGCAAAGCGUACUACCAACCCAGACUAUGUCAUCCCCAUAGGCACCUAUGGCCAAAUGAAUAAUGGGUCAACACCCAUGUUUAAGGACAUCAGCAUUUAUGACCUCUUUGUCUGGAUGCACUAUUACGUGUCAAUGGACACACUCCUUGGGGGGUCUGAAAUCUGGAGAGACGUUGAUUUUGCUCAUGAAGCACCGGGUUUCCUUCCUUGGCACAGACUCUUCUUGUUGAUGUGGGAAAAGGACAUCCAGGACCUGACAGGGGAUGAGAACUUCACCAUUCCAUUCUGGGAUUGGAGAGAUGCUGAAAACUGUGACAUCUGCACAGAUGAACUCAUGGGAGGGCGCAACCCAGAAAACCCUAACCUUCUCAGCCCAGCGUCCUUCUUCUCCUCUUGGCAGAUCAUAUGCAGCCGACUGGAGGAGUACAACAGCCAUCAGGCCUUGUGCAACGGGACUGCUGAGGGACCAUUACUGCGCAACCCUGGAAACCACGACAAAGGCAGAACUGCGAGGCUCCCAUCCUCGGCUGAUGUGGAAUUUUGCCUGAGUCUGACCCAGUAUGAAUCGGGGCCCAUGGAUAAAACUGCCAACUUAAGCUUUAGAAACACACUGGAAGGAUUUGCUAGUCCACUUACUGGGAUAGCAAAUGCCUCUCAAAGCAGUAUGCACAAUGCCUUGCACAUCUAUAUGAAUGGAACGAUGUCUCAGGUGCCGGGAUCUGCCAACGACCCCAUUUUCCUUCUUCACCAUGCAUUUGUGGACAGUAUUUUUGAGCAGUGGCUCCGAAGGUACCGUCCUCUUCAAGAAGUUUAUCCAGCAACUAACGCACCCAUUGGACAUAACCGGGAAUCCUACAUGGUUCCUUUUAUACCCCUCUACAGAAAUGGUGAUUUCUUUAUUUCAUCCAGAGACCUGGGCUAUGACUAUAGCUACCUACAAGAUUCUGACCCAGACUUUUUUCAAGAUUACAUUAUGCCCUUCUUAGAACAAGCGAGGAGGAUCUGGCCAUGGCUCAUUGGGGCAGCUGUAGUGGGGUCUGUCCUCACUGCUAUGCUGGGAGGGCUCAUUGGCCUGCUGUGUCGUCGUCGAAAGAGAAAGCAGCCCUCUGAAGAACAGCAGCCACUCCUCAUGGAAAAGGAGGAUUACCACAGCGUGUUGUACCAGAGCCAUUUAUAA